Messenger RNA from Dovyalis caffra, 1077 nucleotides. The record is from the annotation of a GenBank genome assembly. NCBI's taxonomy places the organism in Eukaryota, Viridiplantae, Streptophyta, Magnoliopsida, Malpighiales, Salicaceae.
AUGUUUCCAAUACAUCAUAUAUAUUUAAGACCAUUAAUAGUAAUCAUCCUUGCCUCUGCAACAUUUAAACUAAGAGAAGCCUCUCCCCUUGCAUCAACUCUCAUGGCUUUCUCCUUUCUAAAGCUGCUUCUCCUCCUCAUCUCCCCAUUCUUCUUCACUUCUACACGGGCUCUCAACACCUCCUUUACAACUUCUCUUGACACCCAUCUCUUUACCAUAAGAACUUUUUGCAAUAGCAGACCAUAUCCAGAUGCCUGCUUUAACUCGUUAAAGCUCUCCAUCUCAAUAAACAUCAGUCCAAACAUCAUCAACUUGCUCCUCCAAACCCUCCAAACUGCGAUAUCCGAGGCCGGAAAACUAACCUAUCUAUUCUCAACUGCUGUUGGCUCAAACAUCAUUGAAAGACAAAGAGGAACGAUCCAAGAUUGCCGAGAACUCCAUCAAAUCACACUCGCAUCUUUACAAAGAUCCGUUUCAAGAAUCCGUGCAGGUGAUUCUCGUAAACUAGUUGAUGGAAGAGCCUAUCUUAGCGCAGCACUCACCAAUAAGAACACUUGCUUAGAAGGCCUAGAUUCUGCUUCGGGUCCUUUAAAGCCUGCUAUAUUGAAUAGCUUGACCAGUACAUAUCAACAUGUCAGCAACUCGCUUUCAAUGCUUCCUAAGCCAAAACACAGCAAGCAGCAGGAUCAUAAAAACCGUCGCCUUUUAGGAUUUCCAAAAUGGAUGUCCAAGAAGGAUCGUCAAAUUUUGCAAAGUGAUGAUGAGUAUGACACUAGUGAAGAGCUUAUAGUAGCUACAGAUGGAACUGGAAAUUUUAGUACCAUCACUGAUGCUAUAAACUUUGCUCCAAAUAAUAGUUAUGAUAGAAUAAUCAUUCGUGUUAGAGAAGGAGUGUAUGAGGAGAAUGUGGAAAUCCCAAGUUACAAAACCAACAUUGUUCUACUUGGAGAUGGAACUGAUUUCACUUUCAUUUCUGGUAGCAGAAGUGUGGGUGAUGGUUGGACUACUUUCAGAUCUGCAACUCUUGGUAAGUAUCAAAAUCUUUUCAAGUUUACCCUUCAUUUGUCUCUUCGGUGA